This is a messenger RNA of Loa loa (African eye worm), 1455 nucleotides long. RefSeq lists its product as hypothetical. NCBI's taxonomy places the organism in Eukaryota, Metazoa, Nematoda, Chromadorea, Rhabditida, Onchocercidae. Bases 1 to 1455 code for a protein of 484 amino acids. The transcript has 9 exons. The record is from RefSeq and is a predicted model, not a curated record.
AUGUCAGUACCACAUUUAUUCAGACUAUCGACUGUAGGAACAUCCUCAAUUGUUACUCCUUCUAAUGAAAUAACAACGUUACGUGAACGAAACUCUAUUCUUUCGCGGAAUAAUGCUCGUCUUAAUGAGGAAUUAGUUAGCUUAAAACAUUUCAUAGAGUCAUCUAGAUGUCAUACAUCACAUAUCUUCAGCACUAAUAGCAGCACCUCACCGCAUAAAUCAUCAUCAUCAUCAGCUGUCAACGAACAUUCAGCUACCUUUGACUUAGCUGCUGAUCUGAUGCAGGUGCAAGAAGAUCUUGAAAAUGUCAUCAUACAAAUUGACACUUCCGUAACUGCGAAUAAAAUCGAAAAUAACAGUUGUUCGAGUGAAACUCCUCCGCUGAAUUUAACGAGACAAAAUCCUUCACCACCAAAUAUAACCGAGCUUGAACAUUUGAAAACUGCUUUGAAAAGGUCACAUGAAGAACGCGAAGCUCUUACUGAGCAACUGGAUCGAGUGACGUUUAAUUUUCAAGAAGCAUGUCGUGAACUAGAUCUAUACAAACAUGAACUGCGUGAAGAUGCAUUAAAGUAUUCACAUGAAAUCCGCUUAUCGAGAAGCCGAAGUUUUGUUGAACUUGGGCGUACUACAGUUGAUUUAGACGAGCAUAUUAGAUGGAAAGAGAAGGCUGGUACGAUGUUUCGUGAAUUGAAUCGGAUUCGUAAAGAAUAUGGUGCCUGUGACAGUGAACGUCGUGAGUUACGCAUGCAGCUCGUAAUGUUACGAGGUGAACUUGGUUUAGCUCAGUGCCAGCUUGCGGAAAUGUGCUCUAACCAGCGGCGGAAAAAAUGUGAAUCAAUAUCAAAUGGGUCUGUAGUCAGCACAAAUGGUAUUUCGUCACCCACGAGGUUGCUUCAAGGUAGACCUCCCGAUGAAUUUUGGGAUACAAUGGAUUCAUCGUCCGCAAUCUUCUUUACAGCUUGUACCUCGAUGUCCUCUCUUAAUGACGUAAUGUGUUCGACAAGCGAACCGGAAUUAGCUGCUACAAAAUUUGAGGGUGUUCGUGAAUAUCGCCUCGCCAAUCGUAACCAUCGUGAUUUAUAUCAUUUACCAGCUUGUUCCCGAGAAUCUCGUAGGCCAUCAGCAUGUCUUGAACAAAUCCAACACAGUCCAGAGAAACACGAAGAAAUCAUCAAAGAGGAUUUCCAUGAUUCACGAUCAGAAUGGUGGUUGUCAAUGAAUGAAGAGCAAAUUGUAAAGAAUAGGCAAAAAUUAAAAAAUCUGGAAAAGCAAGUUGUAGAGAUGGCAAAAGAACAAGCAAAGAUAACGAAAGAGGAACCUGGUAGGCAAUCACAAAAAAUGGCAGUGUUAAUGAACGGAAGUAAUGAAAUAAUGAAGGGACAUCAGAAAAAAUAUCCGACAACGUUUAAGAAGGAUGAAUGUAAGAGAAUAAAUCAGCAGAAGACCGUGUAA